Xenopus tropicalis (tropical clawed frog) is the source of this 2222-nucleotide messenger RNA. It is a transcript of the gene znf692, whose product is annotated as zinc finger protein 692. Gene Ontology annotation, molecular function: ubiquitin protein ligase activity. Gene Ontology annotation, biological process: regulation of transcription by RNA polymerase II. The coding region runs from base 92 to 2005 and encodes 637 amino acids. Gene Ontology annotation, cellular component: nucleoplasm; nucleus. The transcript has 9 exons. The record is from RefSeq and is a predicted model, not a curated record. Lineage: Eukaryota; Metazoa; Chordata; Amphibia; Anura; Pipidae.
UAUUCUCUUCUGUUGGCUUAAUAAACGAUGAGCGUCGUAAAGGCAGUUUGGUUCCUUCUGCAUCCACGCAGAAUGACGCAAGAGGAAGGAAAUGAGAUUGAGAAGUCCAGUUCAGGCUUCAGCGAUGUGUGCUACUAGGUAUAAAGCAACUGCUAACUUGUGUGCAGAUCCAGAAGCAGUUUCUUUUUUUUCAGUCUCUCUAGCAUCACUCCACCAUCUUGUACUGUCUGGUCACCAUCAUGGCAGGAGCUGUGCUUCUCCCCUUUCUCUGCUGUCUCAUUUGUCCUUCACGGAAACAAAAAAUAAAAUACAAUUUCUGUGGGGUUGUGGAGAAAACCAUCAGUUUCACUGGGAUCCACUAGAACGUAGUACAGAAGAAUGUAAACAGACAAAAGGUUUUGCUACUCUGAAACAACAAACUGAGAGCACAGUGAGACAACUUUGUAAUAAUGAGCAUAAAAAACUGCUUAAUAAUACAGACAUAGUUUCUAAUAACCUUACACAGGAGAAAGGUACAUUGAUUGCAGAAGGAUCUGAGAGUUUUAAUAGACAGAGUACAUGCUUCGAAGGAUCCAGCAAACUAACUGGUGUAGAAUGUGGUGAUAUAGGAUGGUCCAAGAAUGCAGACAAAGACAAUCAAAUGCCUGAUAUAAGUUUGAAACCAUUUGAGACAUUUCACAGAAAGGAGGGUAAUGUUAGGACACCAGCAGAACACACAAGGGAGGCGAGGCUAGCAAAAAGUCCUAUGGAAAAUCAGCAGUUGAGUCCAUUGGGAGAAAAUAUACUUGGCAAAAGUGAUAUGAUACAUGACAACGGUUUACCUGCUAAGAUUGCCAGACCUAAGAUUAAAGCUCUAACUGCAUGUCUUGGUGUCAAUCUAGCUGCUGAUGGCAUACAACAUGGCACCUCUGUAAGCUCAUCAAAAAAAAAAAUUAAAGCUUGUAGAAUUGGCACACACAGGAACACAUUCUCUCCCCGUGGGAUGAAGAUACUUCUUACAGAAAAAGAAAAGGAACAACUCACUGUAGGACAUAAGCGGCAUCAUGGAGACCAUGAAGUCACUAUAGAUGUUGAAACAUCCAGAGAUAUCUGUGAAAUACGUGAUUCACUUGAGAGAUAUCAAAAAGAUGAUGAUAGUGCAGAAAUGGCUAAGAGGAUCAACUGGAGCAAUGAAGGGGAGCAAGGUUUGAGCGAGAGUAACCCAGAUGAUGGGAAAGUACAAAACCAGACUCCCAAUAGCCAGAAACCUUUCAUGGAUGACGAAGUUGCCCAAAUAUGUAAGAAGAGAAUAAGGAAAUCAACUCCAAGUGAGCUUUUUUUAUGUGAACUGGAUAACUGUGGAAAAGUAUUCUCUAAGAGACAAUAUUUGAAUUAUCAUCAGAAAUACCAGCAUGUGAAUCAGCGUACCUUUUGCUGUCCAGUACCAGAGUGUGGGAGAAAAUUUAACUUCAAAAAACAUUUAAAGGAACAUGAAAAGAGGCACAGCGACCAACGAGACUUUAUCUGUGAAUUCUGUGCUCGUGCUUUCCGUAGCAGCAGUAACCUCAUCAUCCACCACCGAAUACACACUGGGGAGAAACCACUUCAAUGUGAAUUUUGUGGGUUUACCUGUAGGCAGAAGGCAUCGCUUAACUGGCACAUGAAGAAACAUGAUGUUGACACUUUCUACCAAUUCCCCUGUGAUAUUUGUGGUCAGCGCUUUGAGAAACGUGAUAACCUUGCUGCUCACAGAAGCCGCAAGCAUCCUGCUUCACUUGAAUCUGCACCAGUAGAAACUACCCUAAUUCAUUCUUCUGAUAAAGUGAAUAAACAAGGCUGUAAAAUUGCCCCAGGGCGCUUUUCAACCAAUGUUAUACAGACGACAACAGACAACACUCAAAAUGUCAAAGAGUCAAUGUCCAGUCAAUUUCUAGAACGGACACAUAAUACAAAAGACAUGCUCCAAGAAAAUGUUCAGGUUUCAGACCAUGUGCAAUCUGAGAUAUCUUUAGUGAUUAUUUUGUAAUUUAGCCUUUGUGUUGCUUUGUAAAGUGUGUUGUUUAAAUGGGAACUAGGGAAAUUACAUACAGCAGAUAGGGAGGUUAUAUACAAAAAUCUUGCAAGGUUAUAGGUGUCAUAUGACUUUAAGGAUCCAUGUUUGAACUAUUACAGGUAUCAGACCCCUUAUCCGGAAACCCAUUACCCAGGAAGUUCCGAAUUACAGAAAGACCAUCUCCCAUAGA